This is a messenger RNA of Nelumbo nucifera (sacred lotus), 1131 nucleotides long. Its product is annotated as cold-regulated 413 inner membrane protein 1, chloroplastic-like. The record is from RefSeq and is a predicted model, not a curated record. Gene Ontology annotation, cellular component: membrane. Lineage: Eukaryota; Viridiplantae; Streptophyta; Magnoliopsida; Proteales; Nelumbonaceae.
UCUCCCUCGAUACUCUUAACGAUACUCUCUCGUCUCUCCUAAUUGUCUUUCUCUGCUCUCCGCUCUCGCGAACUGCAAAGAGAGAAUUCGAAGAAGAAACGAAGCAAGAAAGGAGAGAUGUUAUCUCUUACUCUAACCUCUGCACAGCCUUUCUCCGUUUGCAGGCUACAACAGAGUAAACAACGGUUCGCUUUCCUCGACGACUCUCGAUAUCCAAGAUAUCAUUUUCAUCCGUUGAGAGUGUCGCCCAACCUUCGUCAAAUGAACAAGAAACGGCGAGGAUUUGGCGCUGUUUGCUACUCUGCUCCUCUUACUCCUCAAAAUCUUCAAUGGGUCUCAGCGGUUGCUUCCGCGGUUCUAGUGAUUUCCAAGGGCACUGCAGUUCAUAAAUCAUUUCUUGUUCCUUUGUUUGCUCUACAAGCACCUAGAAGCGUGGUCUCAUGGAUCAAGGGUGAGUAUGGAACUUGGGCUGCUUUCUUGGCACUCCUUGUUCGCCUUUUCUUCUUUAUUCCUGGUGAAUUGGAGCUACCCUUGAUGGCAUUGCUACUUGUGAUUGUAGCUCCUUAUCAAUUCAUGGACCUACGAGGGACACAAGUAGGUGCAAUUGUUUCCCUGGUGAUUGCUGCUUACUUGGCUUUCCAACAUUUCUCCCGGUUGGGAAGCUUGCAAAGAGCAUUUGACCAAGGAUCUAUUAUUGCCACCUUAGCUGUGAUCUGCAUCACUGCUGUGCCCUGCUUCCUUCUAAUCUGAUAUUUUUCUGAAGUGGCCAAAAUGGUGCAUAGAAUACCAGGUACAUAAACAAAGGUGCUUUUAAGAGGAAGGGAAUGGUCACUUUCUGUAUCAUGCUUAAGAAUUAAGAUAUAUGUAUGGUUUGUUAAUAAGGAAGCACCGCAGCAGAUAUAUGUAGAAUAUACUAUCUGUACACUACAAGAAUGUUCUUAAGUUGGUAAAUGUUGGUAAAACAACUUUCUUUCAUCUCUGAUAUUAUAUCAUUAUAAUUGUGGCCAUGCUUUAAUUCCUAUGCAAGGAUUUUGUUUUCUGCCUUGAAGGCAAGGUUUCCACUUGGUAUUGGCUAACAUUUCAUCAUUGGAAAAUCGCCAAGUAAAUGCUCCUACUGUUUGAUUUUGUCUA